AUGAUUCUGAUCGCACUUUCCUUGGCCAUCUUGGUUUGUGGCCUGGGGUUGGGCAGAGGAGGGACACUCGACUCGAAGCGUGUUCUCUACGUGCACGCUCGAGAUGGUUUAGAGGACAAGCUGGAGCCUGAUGACAUCGGGGCCUGCCUGGCCCUGCCGGUGUCGACCCUCCGAAAGGCGACGCUGACAGCGAUAUCGGACAUCUUGAAGAAGCUCGGCGAAGUGAUGGAGACUUCUGCCGAGAAAGGCCAGGAGCGCUUCCUCCUCUUUGCAGCUCUCGAGCUGACCAGCGCUGGAGUUCGCCUGCUGGAUGCGACGUACCUUCACUGCUGUGAACGGCUUGGCUGUGAAACCUGCCGGCUCAGCCGGAGCGCAGAGUCGGAGGAGUCCUCUUUGAGUUUGCUCGAGUCCUUCGGCCGGAAGGCUGCCGCUCUCUGCCAUCUGGUUGAGUCCUCUGUCGCUCUGACGACAUCGACACUGGAGAUUCGCCAGAGGGAGCCGCCAAUCAUCAAGAGAAGAAGUGCGACACAGCAAGUUAGACAUGCGCUGGAGGAGUUGCUGACAGCAGACAUCUCGGUGGGCCUCGAGGAGCUUCCUCCCGGUGACGAAGCGUUCAUCAAUGUGGGUGGCGUAGUGGGCCAGACCGUGCGGCUCAUAAUCUUGCAGCUGCUGGACGCAAUCCCAGACAUGGCCUCCGAAGUUCGCCACCUGCCCAAAGGAGUGCCAGCAUGGUCGCAGCUCGCCGCCGCAGAGGUUCUGAAAGCGAGUGGAGCCAGCAGCGCAACCCUGCAGGAGAUGCUGUUCCUUCUCCCGCUUCCAGCAGGCUGGCCAGCGACCAGGGCAUCGCCCCUCUGCGAGAAGCGCUUGCUGGAAAGCUCCGGACGAGGCAGAGACCAAGCUCAAAUUGCUUUCGCUCGAAGGGAUGCGGCAGCUACGACCACUUGGCUGGGAGCGUCGCCGAGUCAGCUGCUGAAGAUCAUUGCGACCUCCGGGAGGCCGGUUCAUCGCUCGUACGUGGCGAUUCGCCAAGCGGGUCGCUUCGGCCAGGAGGCGAGUUGUGAGGAAUCCGUGGGGAUCCUCUACGACCCGACGCUCUGCCUUGACGACGAGCUGGGGCUCAGCGGAGUGAUCUAUUUUCUGACCAUGGACCCGGAGAUUGACGACCCUCUGUACGUCAGAUGGAUUGGGCGAGCCUGGUCGGGGCAGCGGUCCAAGGAGCAGCCCGUGUGGCAGUCAACAAUGGAUCCGAUCAUGCCGCCUCCUGACCCCUACGACCUUAUAUCGCUGAACCCAAUGGCGGGAAAUUGCCGGACGAUAUGGCAGAUCCUGCAGGCCGACAGCAUCAGCACGGCGAGCAUCGUGUACGUGCCCGUGAAUCCAACCAUUCCUCCGCCGCUGGAGGUGAUGCCAAACUUCACGCACUUCUACAUCUGGCACCGGCGCAAGUCCAAAGCGGCACGGAGGGUUGGUAUGGAUCGAUUCAUCAGCAACCUUCAGGCAUUUCGAAGGUACAUUGCUGCGCAGUGCUCGCUUGAAACGGUUUCCAAGCUCUUGCAGCCGCUGGGCUAUGAGCUCCUGUACCUUGAGCACUUUGUUGCAGUGCUUGUUCACCAGCGCGUGGUGUCCUUGGUGCGGCAGCAUCUCGGUCAGCCAGGCACCACACCAUCUACCUUUGAAGUGUGGCGUCAAGGCUGGUAUUGCUCGCCCUACUCCCGGUACAUGGACCACUUGGAGGUGGGUGUUGGCUUCGAUGCGACCUGGCUGAGUCCAGAGCCAGCUGGACCGUCCCAGAAAGGUCUCGGCUGUUCAAGGUCCUUCAGGGAGUUUCUCGCUGCGGAAGGGCACUUGAUAUCCGGGAGCUACACAGGCAAAGACGUGUGCGAUGAGGAGCUGCCAAGCACUUCCAGAAGCAUGGCGAUGCAGGCCGUGCAAAGAAGAUUGAGGCUACUGCGUGGAACUGCCAGCGCAGGAAAGGGGGUGGCAUCUGCGGAGGCCAUGGACAUGCAGCCAAGAGCAAAUGCUGCCUGGUGCCAGCACGAACUGCAGUCGGCAUGUGCUUGCCUGCCUCCUUUCCGUGGGAGCGACUGUUAUAUUGUGGACCAGGGCGAGCGAGACAAGGAGAGGCCGUUUCGUGGAGCACUGGUUUAUGUGCUGGACCGGCGCUCCGAGACCCUGGAGGCCUUCCUGACAAAUCUCCGAAAGCUCAAUAUGCUCGCUGGAUGGGAGUACCCUCUGCUCAUCUUCACGGCCGGUGUCCUUCCCGAGCAAGAGAAGGAGAAGAUCAUCCUGGCAAGUGAGAACCGGGUGUGGUUCGUGCAGGAGGCAUACAUUGCAGGCAGCGGGAUGCUGCAGUGGUUUCGCCACACCCACCUUUUCGAUCAUCCAGGAAUUGCAGGCCUGGACAUCUUGUGGGACGUUACCGAUGCGGACAUAGUCUUCAAGGAGGAUCCUCUCCGCAAUCUCCAUACCGAGAGGGCUCAAGCGGCCUGCAGGCGCAUCGAAGACGUGAGCCCACGCUCAGGCCUCCACACUUCGCAGGAUGCCUUCUUGGGCGACCUCACGGAGCUUUUCCUGCAGCUGAGCCAGGCCACACUGGCUGCUGAAGGUGUCCAUGGCGCCGUGAGCGCCUGCAUCGUUUGGAAGAGGACUUUCAUGAGCGAGUCCCUCUUUCGCCAGUACAUCCAGUUCUUGGAAGAUGCUGUCGGUGGAGCUACAGAGGCCGCCCUGCGAUUCGAUGCCCUGUCGGUGCGGAAUUUCGGCAUGGAGUUGCUGCAUCGACAGGUUCGUGGAACUCAGCUACUGUUGAUGGAAUGA
Messenger RNA from Symbiodinium sp. CCMP2456, 2814 nucleotides. The record is from the annotation of a GenBank genome assembly. NCBI's taxonomy places the organism in Eukaryota, Dinophyceae, Suessiales, Symbiodiniaceae.